Molecule: messenger RNA, 1396 nt
Organism: Tachysurus vachellii
Lineage: Eukaryota; Metazoa; Chordata; Actinopteri; Siluriformes; Bagridae
Gene: crdh
Product: retinol-DH_like_SDR_c domain-containing protein
Exons: 7
Coding region: 99-1112 (337 amino acids)
Source: RefSeq, a predicted model, not a curated record
UUGAAACAAUACAGUCAAGGCACAUAUAAUGAGUAGGCAAGAGCUGGGAUAUUAACUCUGUUGGAUGGCAACACUGAGAUCUCCUCUGUACAUACGACAUGAAUCUCUACAUCUCUGUUUUUCAGCUGUGGGACUACAUGAAGUUGAACCAUCUGGUUAAAUAUGGGGCAAUAACUGCAGCUACAGUAAUUAGUUUGGCUGUGUUGAGAAAGUGGAUUGCAGGUGGAGUUUGCUACAGUUGUGUGCGAUUAGAUGGCAGGACUAUUCUCAUCACUGGUGCCAACACUGGCAUUGGAAAAGAGACUGCAAAGGACAUGGCUAAGAGAGGAGCACGUGUUGUAAUGGCUUGUCGAGACCUCUCAAGAGCAGAGAAAGCUGCAGAAGAGAUACGCUGCUCCACAGGAAAUGGGAACGUUGUGGUACGGCAUUUGGACUUGGCCUCCUUAUGUUCAGUACGACAGUUUGCACAGGAUUACAUCUCCACAGAAGACCGAUUGGACAUACUAAUCAACAAUGCUGGAGUGAUGAUGUGUCCCCACAGUCUAACAGUAGAUGGGUAUGAAACUCAGUUUGCUGUCAAUCAUUUGGGCCAUUUCCUCCUGACUGUAUUACUCCUGGACAUGCUGAAGACAUCUGCCCCUAGCCGAGUGGUCAACGUAUCCAGCAUUGCUCAUAAAGGGGGAAAGAUCCAUUUUAAUGAUCUCAACUUCACCAAAACGCCAUAUGACUCCUUGGUUAGCUACCAACAGAGCAAACUUGCAAACAUGCUCUUUACCAGAGAGCUAGCACGUCGGACCAAAGGUUCUGGAGUAACAGUGUACGCACUGCACCCUGGAGUGAUCCACACUGAAUUGGGCCGGUAUGUACAGAGACGCCACUAUGUGCUCAGCACCCUUUUAUUGAUUCCUGCCCUCCUCCUGAUGAAGACCCCUAAGCAGGGAGCUCAGACCUCUAUCUACUGCGCUGUUACUGAGGGGCUAGAAAAAUACAGUGGUUGCUAUUUUAGCGAUUGUCAGUUGAAGGACCCACAACUGGAGGCUAAAGAUGACCUUGCUGCAGUCAGACUUUGGGAUGUGAGCUGUCAAUUGGUAGGCUACAAAGAAGAAGACUGACCCCCAACAAGCUCUGAAGAAUCAGAGAUCUUCCAUCACCAUUGAAUGCCUGCAGUGUAUUUUUUGCUGAGUUCUUAACAUCAGUUUGCUUUGUCUUCCUAUGUUCCUUAUGAGGAAGUUCCCAUGUCUUGUCUGUUCCUGUUUUUUAAUAUUAGUUUAAUGUUUCCGUUUUUAAUGUACUACAUACAUAUAUAUUUUUCAAAUGAAACACACCUUUCCUACUAUGUUCUAUAUAGAUUAUGAAUAAAUCUUGCCUGGUAUUAAACAAUAUGCUUUCCAAUAGA